GGCAUCUCUCAAGUCGGUUUCUCUCCACCAACACAACAUUGUCUUUCUAUUUCUGGUUUCCUCUCUUUCCUUCUGCAUUCCAAAGAUUCAGCCUUCAAUAUUCAAAUUUGAUAAAUUGUCAUUCUCGUAGGUAUCGGAUAAGAGGAAAUGGGGAUAACAUUUUCCUGUCCAUUUGCCAAUUUUGAGGAUUUGGAUACUCGGGUUGAAUCUUAUUUGGUAAGAACAUUAAGUUUAGGAAGUGAAGAUAUGAGGACUGCAUUACAGCCCAAGAAUUUCAAUGACCAAAUUACUAGAAAAUCAAUAUUGAAGUCUUUUGGUUCUGGAAAUAUGAUCCUUGAGGGAACUCUUACCUAUAAAAGGAGAGAAUUUGAGGCCAAGAUUGCACUUAAGACUCUUGUAUCCGAUAAGGAGGACAAGAAGAUCAUUAGGUCAGACAUUAUAUGGAACAGAGAAGAAGUUUCUCCGAAAUUGCAUAACAUAUCUGAGAAAGAUACUAGGAUGCUACCAGCAGAGUGCGGAAAACGUAGAGAUCAAGCUGCUGUAAAGUUGCAGAAGACAUAUAAAAGUUUUCGUACCCGAAGACAGCUAGCUGAUUGUGCUGUUCUAGUUGAGCAGAGAUGGUGGAAGCUAUUAGAUUCUGUUGAACUCAAGCACAGUUCUAUAUCAUUCUUUGACACUGAGAAACCUCAAACUGCUGUUUCUCGCUGGUCAAGAGCAUUAACUAGAGCUGCUAAGGUGGGUAAAGGUCUAUCCAAAGAUGGAAAAGCGCGUAAGCUUGCUUUGCAGCAUUGGCUUGAAGCUAUUGAUCCUCGACAUCGCUAUGGUCAUAAUCUUCGAUUUUAUUACACCAAGUGGCUCCAAGCUGACAGUAAACAACCCUUCUUCUAUUGGCUGGACAUCGGUGAAGGUAAAGAAGUGAAUCUUGAGAGGUGUCCUAGAUCAAAACUUCAACAAGAAUGCAUCAAGUAUCUUGGUCCGAUAGAGAGGGAGGCAUAUGAAGUUGUCAUUGUGGAUGGAAAAUUCAUAUACAAGCAGAGCAGAAGGCUGCUAGAUACAAGGGGAGGCCCUCAAGAUGCAAAGUGGAUCUUUGUGCUUAGCGUGUCCAAGAUUUUGUAUGUCGGGAUGAAGCAAAAAGGCACAUUUCAGCAUUCAAGUUUCUUGGCUGGUGGCGCCACAUUGUCUGCGGGGAGAUUAGUGGCGGAAGAUGGUGUUAUAAAGGCGGUCUGGCCUCAGAGUGGACAUUACCUCCCGACAGAGGAGAAUUUUGAAGCAUUCAUGUUAUUUCUUAAGCAACAGAAUGUUGAUGUCUCAGUUGUUCAGAAAUUCACCAAUUAUGAGGAGGAAGCUCCCUUUAUCAGGAAGGAAUGCGGUGUCAACAUACGUAAUAACUUAUCAGCCCCAGAUUUUAGCCAAUCCAAUGAAGAGAGCAACCUCAAAAGCUCAGACACAAAGAAGAUUGAUUCUACUAACAAGGAUGACUUAGGGAAGUCCCGAGUAUCACGACCCAAAAUUGCUGUUGAAAUACCAGAAAGGGAGGGCAUUCUCGAGUUGUUUAAGGAGACUGGCCAAGAACCAAAAGACAGCAUGUUGCAGCCUGUGGAAACUCCAGCAGAUGGAUAUGAAACACCAGAUGAAUAUUUAUCAGAUACGGAAUGUUCAGUUUCAAAGAAGAAUUUAUUUGAUCAUGAAAAUGAAGACGAGAACAAAGAACCUGUCCCCGAAGAAAAGAUAAUCAAGAGAAUAAAUUCACAUAUAGGUAAAAAGUCAUAUCAAUUGGCUCAUCAAUUUUCUUGUAGAUGGACAACGGGAGUUGGACCUCGUAUUGGAUGCAUGAGGGACUAUCCAUCCGAGCUCCAAUUUCGCGUUAUGGAGGAGGUGAAUUUGUCUCCAAGAACUGCAUUUUCAACUCCCUCAAGAUCUGCUCGUCGUAAUACUCCUACCAUCUUUUCUAGAGAAGCAAAUGAAGGCAAAAGACCUAGUUUUGAACUGGUGGUAUUCUCUGAAUAAGAUACUCCAUCAGUAAAAAGAGAUGCAAGUUUUGAGUGAUUUGUAGUUUCAGAGAAAUACAAUUAUUCUCACAGUAGGGAAUUUUCUGCUAGGAUUUCUCCUUCAGCAUUUCUCUAUUCCUUACUAAUCGAGAAAUUGCAGUUUUGUUUGUUUGUCUCUUUUCCCUCUUGAAUCAUUUUCCCCCCCUGUACAGCAAGAUGUAAUUAUUCUUUAGUCCAUUCUUUUGAAGAUUAUUUAGAAUAAAAGAUCAAAUAAAGUUUUUUUCUCUCAA
Nicotiana attenuata is the source of this 2278-nucleotide messenger RNA. Its product is annotated as IQ domain-containing protein IQM6-like. Lineage: Eukaryota; Viridiplantae; Streptophyta; Magnoliopsida; Solanales; Solanaceae. Bases 148 to 2007 code for a protein of 619 amino acids. The transcript is spliced from 9 exons. The record is from RefSeq and is a predicted model, not a curated record.